GAGUUCCAAUUAAUAUGGCCGCAUGUUAAAAUUUGUAAUUUAAGGAUAUUUUCCUUGUUUAUCAAUUAAAUUUAAGUAAAUAAAUAUAAUAAUUAAAUAUUAAUUUAGAUCGUAGUGUUUUGUUAAUUAAGUGUUUAUUUGUAAAUGAAUAUAAAUUCAGUGAAAUUCAAUUGGGACGUCUCCGCCCCGUUCCCAUAAUCGCGUUGUUAAUUGUAAAAUUGUAAAAAGAAAAUUCUCAGUGAACACUCGAAGAAAAUUUAAUAAAAAGUGGAAAAAGUGGUGAAUUAUGCUUUAAAUCAUUUUAAUCUCAGACGUACUAUGCAAUAACUUGCACACUUUUUCCACAACACGCGAAAUAAGAAGUUUUUUCUACCAAAGUUUACGAAGAAAAGUUUUGGAUUGCAGGAGAAAAUUUUGAUACAUAUUUUGUCGGUUUGGUCAGUGAGUGUUUUCUCUCUGUUUAUUACGACGUCAACGACAAAUAAAAUCAACCAAAAAAACUUUGCCAUAUAAUACCAUGCAGCACCAUUCUAUGCCUCCGCGCCCGCAACACAUGCGACACCCUCCAAUGCAUCAAGGCCCAAUGCACUCUGGACAUCCACCACCGCCUCCUCACAUGGGAAUGAAUAUGGGCAUUCCACCACAACAACAGCCACUUCACAUGCCAAAUGCUGCAGCCAGACGCGGGCCACCUCCUCAACCCUAUGGCAUGUCACACAUGAGGGAUCAAAAUAGAUUGGGCCACCACCAACAUUCACAACAACAUCAACUUCCAAGAUUAAACAACCAGAUGCCGCAAAAUCAAAUGCAACACCACAAAGGAAGACCACCCCCUCAUGUUGGCGGUGGCGGAGUUGGACCUGUAGGUCCAUUAAAAUACCAAAACACACAAAACAGCGGUCCUCCAUCGUUGAUAAGAAAUAAUUCUCUUCAAACUCAACCAACACCACAAGCAAGACUUCCAUCACAACAACCACCCAUUCCUAUUGUCGGAAACCAGGUUCAGAUAAUGAAAGCUCCACCACCGCCACAAUUAGAGCAACAACAACAACAGCAGCAGCAGCAAAAUCCAAUGCAGCAUGUGCAACACCAAAAACUAAAUUCUUGUCCACCACCAUCACACUUAAACAACAAUCAACAAAUUGCCCAUUUAUCCCGACCUCCACCAGUUCCUCAUGCUCAACAAUUCCGACAACAACAACAUGUACAAAAAACUAUUCCAGUUGUAAAUCAUGGCCUCCCAGAUCCACAACUGCAGACACAACAGCGGCAACCCCAGAAGUUUUCACACCCAAGAGCGAUUCUACAGAAUCCAAACAGAAGCAAUCAUCAUCACAAAAAUCAUGUUCCCCUUAAAACUCCGCUCCCUACAGUCUCUGAAGUGGAAAUCCCUCCGGUGGGUACAACACAACAACCAGCCUUGACAAAAUCAGAGAAACUAUCUGCUGCAGCUGAAGAUUUUACUCCCCAAAAUCUUGACAAAAAAUCAACCGAAGAGGACAAGGAUGUCGAAAAUAAUGCCCUAAUGUGUGAUUUUAUGUCAGUGGUCAUGAAAGGCGAUGGUUGUUUUUCAACUUCUAAAGAGAAGACUCCUAUGUGUUUAGUGAAUGAAUUGGCCCGAUUCAACAAAAUUCAACAUCAAUACCGCCUUACAAGUGAGAAUGGACCUGCACACUGUAAACGGUUCACAGUCACGCUAAAACUAGGCGACGAAGAGUACUCAGCCGAAGGAUAUAAAAUAAAGAAAGCCCAACACACAGCUGCUGCAGAGGCAAUAAAAAAGACUAAAUACAAACAUCCACUUCCAAAAGCGAUACGACGUCCCGAAGAAGGAAGUCUUCGAACUACAAUCACACCAACUGUAGAGCUUAACGCGCUUGCAAUGAAACUCGGUCAACAGACGUACUAUGUCUUUGACCCGCGCACACAGUCAGAUCUUCCAAAUCCAAACCCAAAUCGGAAUAAUUCCAAUAGUCCAUAUGGUCAACCGGCAACUGGACCACCGCACAACAAUCAGCGAUUAUCAAGAAAAAUUGACUUUGUGCCAGGAGUACCUCAGCAACAACAACAUCCGAUGCAACGUUUCCCGGGUGGAAAACCAAAAUAUCCUAUGCCUGUCCAAAUUCCCUCAGUUAAUGGAGUUGCCUCAAUUCCACCACACUUCGCAAUCACUCCACCUCCAGAACUCUGUAAGAUCACCCUUAUAGUAGGAAAACAGAAGUUUGUUGGAAGUGGCAGGACACUGCAAUCGGCCAAACAUGAUGCAGCAUCAAGAGCAUUGCAAGUGCUAAGGACACAGGCGGCAAACAAAUUCAAAGAAAUCCUCACUCGAACUGCAAAGGAAGGCGAAUGGAAGUCGCCGAUAUCUCUAGUCCACGAGAUUGCCAUCAAACACAAUCUCACAGUAUCAUUUAAGGUCCUUCGCGAGGAGGGACCAGCACACAUGAAGAGUUUCAUCACAACCUGUGAAGUUGGAGACAUAGUUACGGAAGGUGAUGGCAAUGGGAAAAAAAUCUCUAAGAAACGAGCUGCCGAAAAAAUGUUGGAGGAAUUGAAAAAACUUCCACCACCCUCGCCAUCUAAUUCACCGCCGGUGAAACGGAUUAAAGUAAAGAAUUUCAAGAGAAAAACAUCACCAACCCCGAAGAAGAAGAACUCGAUUAGAGAAAAGACCGAAAGCGAAUGUGCCGAGGACACUAAUCCGAUAUCCCGGUUAAUUCACAUACAACAGAGUCGAAAUGAAAAGGAACCCACUUACGAGUUGAUCUCGCGAAGUGGGGAAUCUAAGAAGCGAGAAUUUGUAAUGGAAGUUAACGUCCCGGGGAAGGUUGCACGUGGAACAGGUGCAACUAAGAAAUUGGCUAAACGAAAUGCUGCACAAAACAUCCUGAUUGCGAUGGGAGUUGAAGUUGCUGUAGAAAAUGAAAAUGAAGAAAACAACAGUCAAGUUGCCAAUCAGAAUCAAGACACCAAAGCUUCUCGAAAAGUUAAAUUCAAUGAAAACAAUAAUUCGAACGAAACCUUGAAUGCAAACGGUGCUGCUUCGAACGGAAAUGGUGGACCGUCGGGAAGACAAAUUGUACCUGGAGUAAUUUUGUUACGGCAACACAGUAAAGAUUCUGAAGAAGUGGAAAGUACUGCAGAAGCCGAAUCUACACCAACACCAAACGCACCAAAAGCGUCUACACCGCCUGUGCAGAAGAAAUGUUCGUUACCUUCUAGUGGAACUUCUGUACGGCCCAAAGGCCAACUUUUAUAUCUAGCUCAAAUUCUUGGUUUUCAGGCGAAUUUCUCAGACUACCCCAAAGGCAAUCACAAUGAGUUUCUUACCAUUGUCACAUUAUCGACAGCACCACCACAAAUCUGCCAUGGUGUCGGCUUGAAUAUUGAAGAAUCUCAAGAUCAAGCUGCUUCGGCUGCACUACAAAUUCUAAGCAAACUAGGAUUGGAUAACAUCAAACCAACUCCAGCAGAUGAUUAAAUUGGAGUAAGAAUCCUUGUGAAAUUGUCCUCAAUCUUCGUUAAUUAAAAUCCCUUUGGUUUAUAAGUCCCCCGAAAAAAACAUUUUGUCCUCUCCGUACUUUACAAUAUUUUACUACAUUUAUUCUUAUUUCUAGUUAUAUUAUUUAUUAAUUAUUAUUUAUUAUUUUGUUUAGAAAAAAAAGAAAAGAGAAGCCAAGUUAUUUUUUGUUUUGUUUUCAAUAUUUUGUCCCGUCCAAUUUAUUAAAAAAAGAGAAAGAAAUGAAACCAAAAACAAACUAAAAUGUACAUUGAGAAUCCAAAUACAUUGUAAGAAUAUUGCUGAUUGGGCGACAAUUUCCAUCAAAGUGAAAUUAUAACUAUCUCACAUCAUGUAAAAACACGAAAUUAAUUAUUCUUCCUAUCAUCAAACAAAACUGCAAUACUUACACCAUUUUUGUUGUAAAUUUAAUUAUUUAAAAAAAAGAGAAAAAAACUUUAUGCGAACAAAAACUAAAAGAAAACAAUUUUAUUAUUUAUUUAAAAAAAAAAGAUAAAACUUACUUAAUUACAAUAUUAAAAAAACAACAUAUGCUAGUGAAAACAAAUAAAUAAAAUAAGCAAAUAGAUUCACUAAAACAAAUUAUAUUUAUUAUUAUUAAAAUAUUUAUUUUUGUUAUUAUAUAAAUUCAAUUGAAAUAAAUAAACAUCAAGUUUUAGGCUAAGGUUAUAUUUUUUUUUAAAAAUAGUCUUUUCAAUGUGAGCAACUUGUGUGCUAUUCUAAAUCUUUUAUGAUUUUCUUAACUUUAUUAAAAAUAUAUAUUUGUUAAUAAAAAAUCUUAGAUUAUAGAAUUAUUCAAAUCACAUUAUGUUAUUAUUUUAUAUAAAUUGAGAAAGUAAGAAAAACAAAAACCUUACAAAUAUAGAUGAACACUUUAAAAUCAAUGAUAAAAUAGUUAAUUACAAAAUCUAUUUAUUCUAUAGGUUCCUCAUUUAAUGUUGCAUGCACGUUAAAUUAUUUUAAAUUAUAGCAAGUGAAAGUCAUUUCCUUUCAACAGUAUAAAAUUAAAUUAUUUCUUAAUUUAAUUGAUGAACUACAAAAAAAGUAUUUAAAUUAACUUGCUGAUCAAUUUUAAGUCAUGUUGUUUAUUUGUUAAACAAAAAAAAUAUGAUUUAAUGGAUAUCAGUACUCUUUAAAAAUUAUUAACAAACAUAAAACUUUAGAUUUCAAGAUCAUACACUUUGGUAUUUUUGUUUCUUAGUGUUGGUGUUGUUGUCCAACUUAACGUA
This is a messenger RNA of Eupeodes corollae, 4749 nucleotides long. It is a transcript of the gene stau, whose product is annotated as maternal effect protein staufen. The record is from RefSeq and is a predicted model, not a curated record. Bases 518 to 3481 code for a protein of 987 amino acids. NCBI's taxonomy places the organism in Eukaryota, Metazoa, Arthropoda, Insecta, Diptera, Syrphidae. The transcript has 10 exons.